AUGGGCGUGGUCGGCAUAGCCGGUGCCUUUGCGGGUUUUGGCCUUUCUGACAACUCGAGUACUACCACGGCUUUCGACUCAUCUACGGCCACGCUUCUUUCACGUUCUUACGGCGGUUCCCUUACGGCGCUUGGUUCAACUAAUGACGGGGGCAACAUCGUUGCUGGGUGCACUUUGAACGACGUCUUUUACUUUGGUGGCAAUUUUACUUCAAUCAACGGAACGCCUGCAACAAAUGUCGCAGCAUAUACCCCAUCAUCCUCCUCGUUUUCCUCUCUCGAUUCUGGAGGCCCGGAUGGUCCUGUGCAUGCACUCUACUGCGACACCGCCAACAGUACCGUAUGGGUUGGGGGAAAGUUCUCGUCCCCAGGAGAUUCGGUUGCGGUAUGGGAAUCAAAGUCGCAGAAGUGGUCGGCCCCAGCGUUUGGAGGAUUAUCUGGUGGUGUGGGAGAGGUGUUGUCCAUCACGACCAAUUCCUCCGGGACCAGCCUCUUUUUCACAGGUUCAUUCACCACUUCGUUCGGUAACAGCAGUAGUGUCACUGUCAAUACAACCAAUAAUCCCAAUAUACCAUAUUCUCCGGGUGCCUCAUCCUUCUCCUCUUCGCUGGUCCCCAUAUCACUGCAAAAUGCGGAGAUCGUGGCGGCCCCGUCAUCGGAUGAGUCUGGCUUCGAAGAUGUAGACAACAUUUUGUGUCCAUCAGGCUCUGAUGGGCCGGGGUUCACAUGGUUCGCUCAAGAUGAUGAAGUCGCGACGAUCAUCGUCCGAGCAUACUCCCUGCUUAAUGCUAGAGGUGUACGCCUUGGCAAUACGUUCUUAGAUGGAAGAGGUACAACCGGGUUUAGUCUCACCACGAUCCCGGACAAUACAGUUCAGACAUUGACCUAUCUCGAUCCCGAAACGGGAAGCGACCAGACGUGUACGGCCCUUUGUCCACUGUUGACGAACUCGUCAAUCCCCUACCAAGACUUUCUGUUCAGCGAUAACAUCACCAUCACGGGGUUUCAGCUAACCUUGUCCGAGUGGCAAGGUGCAGGGUCAGGCCUACACAUCCUCCAACUGCUAUCCUCCGGAGCGUUCGUAUCUGCCAUCGCUAGCAACAACACCGAGUCUUGCUGGGCCUCAGGUUCAUCCAGCGUUUCAUUUACGAAAACAUGGACAGAAAAGCAAGCGACGACAGACAUUCCUGCUACCAUCGAGGCAGUUCUCGUGUCCGAGGUUGCAGUAGGCACAUCUGCGUCCCAGGGCCCGAGCUUCACCUGGAUGCCGUUCGUGUCGGCCGCUGGAGACUACAACGUGUAUCUGUCCAUACCGGGAUGCGACGAUUUCGGAGAUUGCGAUUCCCGUACGAGCGUCGAGGUGACCGUGUUCGCUGAGUCGGGUGCGAAUCCUUGGGUCUCCACGAUCUCCCAGCAGAACACAGAUGACGAAUGGAUGUUGAUCUACAGCGGGGCGGUCGAGCCGUCUUCGAGCGACUUCGCGUUGACGGUCUCCAUGACUUUGGCGGACAAUCCGACGGGCAGCGGACAGGGCGGCGAUUAUGAAUUGGUGGCUGGGAACGUAGAGCUUGUAUUGACCAACCCCACUACUGCUUCUCAUCUCGCGCAAGAAACAAAUGCGACCUCAUUGGGCUCUGCAAAUUCAUUCGGGUUCUUUGAAUGGCCGUUGGCGUCCACGUCAUCUGUAAGCGCCACCGGAACGCUAGCAAAUUCUUCGGAGACCGCAUUGGACCAGAUCGGCAUCGACCUGUUGUCAGCCCUCGGUGGAAGUGCCAGUAUAUCCUCCUCUUCGGCGUCCAUUUCUGCGGUUGUUCAGGAUUCGUCAGGCGCAGUGUUCCUAGGAGGAGAGUUUACCCUCUCCAGCGGGACCGCAUCGGCUACCUCCAACAUCGUUGCAUACAAGAAUGGUGCAUUGGCAGCAUUAUCCUCGAACGGCCUAAACGGUGCUGUGACGUCCCUCGCUCUCGAUGGCCAGACGCUAUUUGUCGGUGGUGCGUUCGGCGCCACGUCGUCCUCGUCCACAGCUUUGAAAGGUGUUGCGAUGUAUGACAUUACAAAGGACGAAUGGUCUGCACUGGGAGGCGGAGUUAAUGGCGCCGUUGACAGCAUUCUCUGUUCGAACGGACGCCUGCUAGUUGCUGGCAACUUCACAGAGGUGUUCUCCGCCACCAGCGUUGUUUUCGAGGAGAGCACGUCAGGGUUUGCUGUCUGGGACGUAGUGAACGGAACGUGGAUUAAUGACGGAGGCUAUUUGAUCGGGAACAUGACCUUCGUCGGGAACGACUCAUCUUCAGGCGGUAGCGAAGAUGAAUUGCAGUUCGUUGCCGGCAACGUGGAGGCGUCCCUCGAGUUCGGCGCGACUGGGUUCGUGAUGCUCCAGAAUGGUGCGAACGGUACGCCUGAAGUUUCAACACUCGGUGUGCGAUUGGAUGGUAUCAGCGGCAACGCUACUUCGUCGAGCACGACCAAGAGACGUCGUUCACAAGUUACUCGGCCGAGUAGAUCGUGGAUACCAGGGAUGGAUGUAUGGAGAUUGUUCAAGCGUGAUAUUACGCUGGUGUCACUUCCAGAUGCCCCUGCGGCUGCUUCGCCGGCAGUUCUCGCGGGCGCGUUCUGGACCAACAGCUCAUCGAACCGAGAGGUGGUCAUCAUCGGUGGCAACUUCAGCUUCACUUCUUCGGGAGAAACGUGUCAGAACGUCGCCAUCUACGACAAUUCGACCGAUACAAUCAGCCCGCUCAUAGGAAAUCAGCUCAACGGGACUGUGCGGAGCCUCCUUGUUCUAGGAGACAGACUAUUUAUCGGCGGCGAGUUCACUCUUCAGGGCACGGAUGCGAAUGGCUUUGCUGUGUAUAACCUUGCACAGCAGCAAUGGGAUUUGGUUGGCGUGCAGGCAUUACAAGCGAGCUCGGGCUCCAGUGUCGUUGUACGGUCUGUCACGUCGUCUCUCUCACAGUCCGAAGUGGUCAUUGUCGCGGGCACGUUUACACAAGCUGGGACGAUCGCGUGCAGGGCCAUCUGCUCGUACAAUGCUAAUUCAGAACAAUGGAGCCCGCUCGGCAAUGGGAUACAAGGCGAAGUAGCGUCUGUUGCGUAUGCUGGGAACGAUGAGAACGUUAUCGUGGCUUCCGGCUCGAUAGCUCUGGCGGAUAGCGCUCCGGCAAACGUGGCGCUUUAUACAAUCUCGAACUCCUCAUGGGCUGCGGUCGGUAACGGCAAUGAUCUGCCUGGUCCUGUCACCGCUGUGGCAGUGAACGACUACAACACGAGCAGCAUAUUUGCUGCUGGCAGAUCAUCCGACAACUCGACCGCUUUCCUGUACUCGUGGAAUGGCGAGACAUGGUCUGAUAUCGGUUCAAGCUUCGAAGCUGAGACAGACGUAACACAAUUGAUCAUGGUACCUCUACAGAAUACACAUUCUUCCAACAGUAUCAUACAGUCAGAUCGCGUCCUCAUGAUCUCUGGAGCUCUAUCGGCCUCCUUCGGCAACGCUUCAUCUGCUCUGUUUGACGGGAAGAGCUUAGUUCCAUACAUCGUCACUGCGACAUCUUCGGGAGCUGCGGGCGUAGUCUAUGGCCUGAUCCACUCGUACACGACGUUCAGCUUCAGUCAGCGACAUUUCCUCGCCACCGGAGUGGUCAUCCUCAUCUCGAUAGCCAUCUCAGCGGGAGUCGUGUUCUUACUCGUCUUGCUGGGCAUUCUUUGGACUCUAUUCUCCCGCCGCGGCGAUAGACUAGGCAAGUACGACCCGGCUGAGUAUGAGGACGAUGAUUCUUCAGCACACCGUCCGUCCUCCCUCCUCGCACAUAUCAACGCCGCCACUCGAGGCACCAUCAUCGGCGACGCCAGCGUCUUCGGGCCAGCGGCCGAGAAGGAAGGCGAGAUGGCCACGGCUGGUAGGAUGGCUGCCACAGCCGACCACGAUCUGUUCGAGGCGGACGAUGGCACCUAUGUCCGUCCGGACACGCCGUCGGAUGCUGCCAAUGGAACGAUGAUCGGCGAGGACAUGAAUAGGACCGCUCACGCGCGGUAUUCGUUUGAGGCCACUGGAGAGGGCGAGCUUCCACUUUCUGCCGGUCAGGAGCUUGAAAUCCUAGAUGAUAGGGAUGCUGCAUGGUGGUAUGCACGCGACGUGCGUUCGGGGAGAGAGGGUGUCGUGCCAGCUGCCUACGUGUAUUGA
This is a messenger RNA of Laetiporus sulphureus 93-53, 4179 nucleotides long. RefSeq lists its product as uncharacterized. The record is from RefSeq and is a predicted model, not a curated record. Lineage: Eukaryota; Fungi; Basidiomycota; Agaricomycetes; Polyporales; Laetiporaceae. The coding region runs from base 1 to 4179 and encodes 1392 amino acids. Gene Ontology annotation, biological process: positive regulation of establishment of bipolar cell polarity regulating cell shape. The transcript is spliced from 7 exons. Gene Ontology annotation, molecular function: protein binding. Gene Ontology annotation, cellular component: plasma membrane of growing cell tip.